Molecule: messenger RNA, 3448 nt
Organism: Panthera uncia (snow leopard)
Lineage: Eukaryota; Metazoa; Chordata; Mammalia; Carnivora; Felidae
Gene: DPH2
Product: diphthamide biosynthesis 2
Exons: 6
Coding region: 301-1770 (489 amino acids)
Biological process (GO): protein histidyl modification to diphthamide
Molecular function (GO): 2-(3-amino-3-carboxypropyl)histidine synthase activity
Source: RefSeq, a predicted model, not a curated record
CUGUGGGCGGCCUGGCGAGGAUUGGAGGGCGGGAGCCGUGCUAGUUUGAUUGGUAAAACUACCACCAGCCCCGCCUCAAAAACCCGGAAGUAAUUCCCUCGUUGGUCCGUGUGUAGUGGUGUAACGGAGAAACUUGAAUUUGGAGGGGUGGAGGGAUGGUUCAAGGGCUGCGCACUGAUUUCCCAGCCCCACCGUCCCCACCAAGUGACUCUGACUCUUUGGGGGUUGCUUUUGAGGACGCGGUGCCUGAGGCUGACCGAGGGAGGUCCCUGCUGCUUUCUGCCACCCAAGCUGUACCUCAUGGAGUCUACGUUCAGCAGCCCCGCGGAGGCAGCGCUGCUGCGAGAGGCGGGCGCUGCCGGAGUGCUCACUCCUCUCGCGGACCUGGACCGCGUGUACGAGCUGGAGCGAGUCGCUGGAUUUGUCCGCGACCUAGAGUGUCAGCGGGUGGCCUUGCAGUUCCCUGACCAGCUAUUGGGAGAUGCUGGGGCCGUGGCUGCACAACUGGAGGAGACCACAGGGUCGAAGAUGUUCAUUCUGGGCGACACAGCUUAUGGCAGCUGCUGUGUGGAUGUACUGGGUGCUGAGCAAGCUGGAGCUCAGGCCCUUGUACAUUUUGGCCCUGCCUGCUUAAGCCCUCCAGCUCGCCCACUGCCUGUGGCCUUCGUCCUUGGUCAACGUUCUGUGCACUUGGAGCUCUGCGCCAAGGCCUUUGAGGCCCAGAACCCAGACCCCAAAGCGCCUGUGGUGCUGCUAAGUGAGCCAGCCUGUGCCCAUGCCCUGGAGGCCUUGGCCACUCUCCUGCGCCCACGGUACCUGGACCUGCUUGUCUCCAGCCCAGCUCUUCCCUUGCCAGUGGGUUCCUGCAGUCCAGAACCUGAGCCCCUGGAGCGUUUUGGGCGCCGCUUUCCCCUGGCUCCAGGGAGGUGUCUGGAAGAAUAUGGUGCCUUUUAUGUGGGGGGCUCUGAAGCCAGCACUGACCUUGACCUUGACCCAGACCUGAGCCGGUUGCUCUUGGGCUGGGCACCAGGGCAGCCGUUCUUCACCUGCUGCCCGGACACAGGGCAGACUCAGGAUGAAGGUGUCCGGGCUGGACGGCUAAGGGCACGUAGACACUACCUGGUAGAGAGGGCCAGAGAUGCCCGAGUGGUGGGGCUGUUGGCAGGUACUUUGGGUGUGGCCCGACACCGUGAAGCAUUGUCACACUUGCGGAACCUGGCUCAGGCUGCAGGCAAGCGUAGCUAUGUGUUGGCCCUGGGGCGGCCCACACCUCCUAAGCUUGCCAACUUUCCUGAAAUGGAUGUCUUUGUGCUAUUGGCCUGCCCUCUUGGUGCUCUAGCUCCACAACCUUCUGGUGGCUUCUUCCGGCCUGUAUUGGCACCAUGUGAGCUGGAGGCUGCCUGCAACCCUGCCUGGCCACCUUCAGGCCUGGCUCCCUACCUCACACAUUACGCGGAUUUAUUGCCUGGCUCUCCCUUCCACGUGCCCCUCCCACCACCUGACUCAGAACUGUGGGACACCCCAGAUGUGUCACUCAUUACUGGGGAACUCCGACCCCCACCUGUCUGGAAGCCAUCAAAUGAUCCUGGAUGCUUGGCCCUGACCUUGCGGCCCCAGCUGGAGCUGGCUGAGAGCAGCCCUGCAGCUUCAUUCCUUAGUUCCCGGAGCUGGCAGGGGCUGCAACCCCGUCUGGGUCAGACACCGGUGACAGGAGCUGUGAGUGGAAGACGAGGGAUUGCCAUCGCCUAUGAGGAUGAGGGAGGCAGCUGAUACCAUGUGGGGCCAGAGACACAGAUGGGCUGAAGAAUUGCUGCAAAGACCUUUAAUACUCCCUGCAUCAACCCCACUCCUCUGCCUGGAUCCUUGAUGCAGGGAAGGACAGACAGCCCCUCACUGAAGAAGGGGACCCAGCUCUGUCCUGUUGUGGCACUGGCAUGAGGCUUAGCAUAUAGCGGUUUAAUAAAUGUCUGUUGAACUGAUGGGGACUGACUUGGGGUUUCCUGAAGUCUUAUGGGUCCGUCUGUCCUCCUGGGAACAGCCCAGGACCUCUGGCCAGUCCCAGUUUCUGGUGUGCAAUUGAGGUUCUACCCUUGUCAAAGGUUCCAGGUGGUCUAGACCAGGAUUUCUCAACUUUGGUACUAUUGACAAAUUUGGGUCAGAUAAUUCGUUGCUGUGAGGGGCUAUCCUUACGUUAUAGGAUGUUUAGCAUUAUCUCUGGCUUCUGCCCACUAGAUGCCCCUAACAUACCCUUCUUCAAUUGUGAUAACCAAAAAUGGCUCCAGACAUUGACAAAUGUCUCCUGUGGGGCAAAACUGUCCCUCGCUGAGAACCACUGGUCUAGACCUGUGUUGUCCAAUAAAGCAACUGCUAGACACGUAUGGCUAUUUAAACAUGAACUUAAACUAGUUAAAAUUAAAAACUCAGUUUCUUAAGGUGCCUGGCUGGCUCAGUCAGAAGAGCAUGAGACUCUUGAUCUCUCAGGGUUGUGAGUUCGAGCCUUGUGUUGAAUGUAGAGAUUACUAAAAAUAAACUUUAAAACUAAGUAAAAUAAAUAGGGGCACCGGGGUGGCUUAGUCGGUUAAGCAUCCUGCUUCAGCUCAAGUCAUGAUCUCACAGUUCAUGGGUUCGAGCCCCACAUGGGGCUCUGUGCUGACAGCUCAGAGCCUGGAGCCUAUUUCAGAUUCUGUGUGUCUGUGUCUGCCCCUCCCUGACUCAUGCUCUGACUCCCUCUCUCUCUCUCUCAAAAAUAAAUAAACCUUGGGGCGCCUGGGUUGCUCAGUCGGUUAAGCGGCUGACUUCGGCUCAGGUCAUGAUCUCGUGGUCCGUGAGUUCGAGCCCCGCGUCGGGCUCUGUGCUGACAGCUCAGAGCCUGGAGCCUGUUUCAGAUUCUGUGUCUCCCUCUCUCUGACCCUCCCCCGUUCAUGCUCUGUCUCUCUGUCUCAAAAAUAAAUAAACGUUAAAAAAAAUUUUUUUUUAAAUAAAUAAAUAAACCUUUAAAAAACAAAUUAAAAAAAUAAAAAUAAAAGUAAGUAAAAUAAAUAAAAAUGCAGGUUUUAUUUAUUUAUAACAAGCAUAUUAUAAAACAUUAUAUAGGGGCACCUGGGUGGCUCAGUCGGCUAGGUGUCUGACUUUGGCUUAGGUCGUGAUCUCACGGCUUGUGGGUUUGAGCCCCAUGUCAGGCUCUGUGCUGACAGCUCAGAGCCUGGAGGCUGCACAUUUUGUGUCUCCAUCUCUCUCUGCCUCUCCCCUAUUUGUGCUGUGUCUCUGUCAAAAAUGAAUAAAUGUUAAAAAAAAUAGAAUAUUAUAUAAAAACAAGUACAUUUCAGUGCUUAUUUAGUCACAUGAGAGGACAGUGUAGCUACAGGACAUUUCCAUUAUUGCAGGAAGUUCUUUUGGACAGUGCUGGUCUACAAUGACUAAUUUGUUUCUCAGGGAAAUCACAGAAACU